UCCAGAGAAUGACAUCAUCGACGUUGUGAACGGGCGCGCGGUUGAGUAACGAGAGGGGGAGACAGACUCGAGUGGAGGACGGCCGCCGCGCUGCUGGAGCUUCUCAGGGACUAUCAACAGGGAGUGCAACCGACGACAGAGCUAAGAGCUGGGGAUAUGAGAGCCGCCAGAAUCCGCGCCCAUCCUCGUCAGCCCAUGUCCCUGUCCGACUGACAACCAUCGGAGCAGAACCUCGACGGAACCAGCUCUCGGACGAACCCAAUAUCGGCUUUCGCUGAUCUCACUGCAACCACCUCCCCCUCCCAGCGGACAUACAAAUCUAAUCGUGCAUUUCUGGAGGUCAGACAGCUGUUGGCUGAUCAACUAGCCCUGCCCAGGCUACAUUCUCACACAAACACGCGUGACAACCCACAAACAUGGAGCUGAGAGUGGGGAACAAGUACCGGCUCGGCCGAAAGAUAGGGAGUGGCUCCUUUGGCGACAUUUACCUUGGUGCCAACAUUGCCACCGGUGAGGAGGUAGCCAUCAAGCUGGAAUGUGUGAAGACCAAACACCCACAGUUGCACAUUGAAAGCAAGUUCUACAAGAUGAUGCAAGGAGGAGUGGGUAUUCCAUCGAUAAAGUGGUGUGGUGCAGAGGGAGACUACAACGUGAUGGUCAUGGAGCUGCUUGGUCCCAGUCUGGAGGACCUUUUCAACUUUUGCUCCCGGAAGUUCAGCCUAAAGACUGUCCUGCUUUUGGCAGACCAGAUGAUAAGUCGUAUUGAGUACAUCCAUUCCAAGAAUUUCAUCCAUCGGGACGUUAAGCCUGACAACUUCCUCAUGGGGCUUGGCAAGAAGGGUAACCUGGUGUACAUCAUUGACUUUGGCCUUGCCAAAAAGUACCGCGAUGCCCGCACACACCAGCACAUCCCUUACAGGGAGAACAAGAACCUGACUGGCACAGCGCGCUAUGCCUCCAUCAACACGCAUCUUGGAAUUGAGCAGUCCAGACGUGACGACCUGGAGUCUCUUGGCUAUGUCCUCAUGUACUUCAACCUGGGCUCCCUCCCCUGGCAGGGUCUCAAGGCCGCUACCAAGAGACAGAAGUAUGAACGAAUCAGUGAGAAGAAAAUGUCCACACCCAUCGAGGUUCUUUGCAAAGGAUAUCCUUCUGAGUUCUCCACAUACCUGAAUUUCUGCCGUUCCCUCCGUUUUGAUGACAAGCCAGACUACUCUUACCUACGACAGCUCUUCAGAAAUCUGUUCCACCGCCAGGGCUUCUCCUACGACUACGUCUUUGACUGGAACAUGCUAAAAUUUGGUGCAAGUCGAACAGCUGAGGAUGGGGAACGGGAGAGGAGGGCGGGAGACGAGAGGGACGAGCGAAUCGGAGGAGCCCCGAGGGUGUCUGCGUCGCGGGGCCUGCCCCCAGGUCCCAGCCCUGCAGCUGCCAACAGAGUCCGGAAUGGGCCAGAGCAGGCCAUCUCUAACCCUGCCUCGCGGGUCCAGCAGUCUGGGAACACGUCGCCUCGUGCGAUUUCUCGCGCAGAGAGGGAGAGGAAGGUGAGCAUGCGGCUCCACCGCGGGGCUCCUGCCAACGUCUCGUCCUCCGACCUCACAGCCCGCCAUGACCAAUCCAGAAUUUCCACAUCGCAGGUCAGCGUGCCAUUUGAGCACAUUGGGAAGUAGAAUUCUUUGGCUCUGCAUGCACAUGAAACUGACAGGGCUGCAAGGUAUGUUCAUCGCCCCGAUUUUUAUUUUUCCUUUUGUUUUUACCCCGUCUUAUGAAAAGAUGAUUGCCAAUGGACACGUGGAUCUUUGGAAAAGGACAGUGAAUUUUAUUUUUUUCAGGAUCCAGGGAAGUACGUGGCGGUAUCCAACAUGCACUCUUUCAUGAACUUUUUUUUGCUGAACCGUGGACCACCACAAUACGAAAAGCAAAUGAAUGACAGUCCUACACCAUUUUUACUCCAUGGUUGCUCAUACCUGCUCCACCCCUCAAAACAUUUCCCUCGGUACCUUCUGUCAGACACAUGUAAAGAGCAGUUGGCGUCAAAGAAGCUAAAAAGGUAUCCGGGACAUGCGCAUGUUUCUCAUCAAAGGUCGACUUAGUGAUUGAUAUAGGCUUAGUAAAGAUUUUUCUUUUUCAGUUCAACACAGCGAAAAACACAUUUUCAGUGUCACCUUUUCAUCUUUCAGGAGAAUAUCUUAAAUUGGGAGCUUGUUAUGAGUUUCCUUUUUUUGGGGGGGGGGGGGAAAUAACAGUUAAAAGAUGGAACAAACAGGGCGUGGUAGAUAAAAGAUUAGUGGACAAAAAGAACGGUAGCUUUGGAAAAGGAUAAACAAGUGGAGUUUUAGCUGUUGUAGAGUAAUAUUUCCCGGUGAAGUAGCAAUUGGUGCUCGCUUGCCCUUCAUCACGUUGUGAUGAUUUACUGUCCCUCAAAACCUCCACCUCCCCUUACUUUGCCUGUUUGGACUUCGGUGUUUUCUUUGUUUUUUUUGUGCGUGGGUAAGGUGACGAAUGACCAUAGAUAUUGCAAAGACACACUCCCAAGUCUUGAGGGAAGCUCCUCAGGAAAUUCUCCGUGUAUUUGACCAGAGACCAUAGCUGCCCAUUUUGGCUAACAAAUAGUGGCUGCAAUUUUUAUGAUAGUUCUAAAUGUUACCAUUUUUAUUUCUGUUAUUGGAAGUCAUGGGGGAGUGGACAGGCUCUGUUGGGGGUGCCUCUUAGGGGGAUGGGACAUCCAAUGAAAUUUUUUUUAAAUCUUUACUGCACUGUAAAUAUUUUUUUUUUUAUUUCAAUGUAAAGCCAAAAUGUUGUUCUUUUGUUUUAAAGUGUAAAGUAGAAAAAUGCAUACUAAUGACAUAAAUUGGGGCUGGGUUCAGACUUUUAGGUAUUUAAAGGACUAAAUUGUGGAAUGGGCUACUGUUCUUUUGCCAGCUGGGUCAACCAAUAUUGUGUGUGUUUGUGAGCGCGAGAGAGUGAUGCAGUGAAUCCCUGCUAAUAAUACAAUAUACAUUCUGUCUGUUAGCAUACCGUUGUAUCCCCGCUUCUCUGCUAUUAAUGUUAAACUAUAUAUUUGAAAUAACCUUCCGUUCUCUUUUUGUUUCACUUCAUCUUCCCGCAUUGUUUUAGAAGUAGUGUUCGGUUUUAUUUUUUGUGCCUGUCUCUUUUGGUUCUAUUACGAGUCAAAGGUUGUCAACCUCAUAUAAUACAUAGGGCUUUCAAUAUUCCUUCUGCACAAUGAUAUGCUAAUGAUUGACGUCACCUUUUUGGAUUUUAAUCUCCAGCAACCUUGAUGAUGUCAUUCAAAAAAGGAGUGUGUGUGUGUGUGUGUGUGUGUGUGUGUCUUUGUACAGGCCACCGUGACCCAGUGGCAUUGUGAGCGCUUUGGUUGGGAGUGAUAGAAAAAAGGUUGAGGUGAUGGGGAAUUCACUUUAUGUAUUGUGUACUGAUAUCUUGUACAGUUCUUUAACACACUUUAUUUACAACAGUAUUUGUGUAUAUUUUAUGAAGUAAUAAAAAUGAAUAACGUUGCGCACAA
This is a messenger RNA of Cyclopterus lumpus (lumpfish), 3526 nucleotides long. Its product is annotated as casein kinase I. Gene Ontology annotation, biological process: signal transduction; peptidyl-serine phosphorylation; endocytosis. The record is from RefSeq and is a predicted model, not a curated record. Gene Ontology annotation, molecular function: protein serine/threonine kinase activity; ATP binding. Bases 417 to 1670 code for a protein of 417 amino acids. Lineage: Eukaryota; Metazoa; Chordata; Actinopteri; Perciformes; Cyclopteridae. Gene Ontology annotation, cellular component: nucleus; cytoplasm. The transcript is spliced from 12 exons.